UGGACGGAACAUUAGAAUCCGCUCUGAACAAAUUACCUUACUAAUCACGUCUUCCCAUUCCCUUCACCUCAUCCCUCUCCAUGCCUCAGCCCCCCCGCCUAAAUGCUGUCGCUUUGAUUUCACCCCAAAACCAUCCAAUACUCAUCCGUACGUUCCAAAAAGGAGACGAAUUGAAGUACCAUUAUGUCGCGCAUACGAGCUUGGAUGUCAUUGAAGAGCGCACCAGCGGAAAGACGAAACCGACAGAAUGCUAUCUAGGGCUUCUCUAUGUUAUGGACGACGUUGCAGCUUACGGUUACAUCACCCCAUUGAAAGUGAAAAUUGUCAUCGCCCUUGCACUCACAGAUUCUGUUGUGCGAGAUGCUGAUGUCGUUAUGAUCUUUAAAGCCCUGCACAUGGCAUUCUACGAAGCAGUCUCGAAUCCAUUUCUGAAAUUGGAUGGCGUUUCCGAGUCUACAGCUGACUAUUCACCAUACCAAGCCGUCGGAAGCGUGAAAUGGAAGCGACUACGGCAGGCAGUGGAUGAAAUUCACAGAGCGUUAUGUGCCUAUGCGCCGUAGAUGUUUUUGUGCUUCGGCCGUACCCACUUUCUGCGGUCUGCUGCUUGUCCUUAAAAAGGGCCCUACCGAACCAAAAGAAAUGUUUCCUUCUAAUGA
Pisolithus orientalis is the source of this 656-nucleotide messenger RNA. Its product is annotated as Sedlin. Bases 81 to 560 code for a protein of 159 amino acids. The record is from RefSeq and is a predicted model, not a curated record. The transcript is spliced from 4 exons. Gene Ontology annotation, biological process: endoplasmic reticulum to Golgi vesicle-mediated transport. NCBI's taxonomy places the organism in Eukaryota, Fungi, Basidiomycota, Agaricomycetes, Boletales, Pisolithaceae. Gene Ontology annotation, cellular component: TRAPP complex; cytoplasm; nucleus.